UCUGGAUCCUAUUUUGGACAAUGGCAUCCUCCGUGUUGGUGGGAGGCUAAAACACUCAUCUCUCAGUCAAGAUCUAAAACAUCCUGUAAUACUUCCAAAAGGUAACCACAUCACUAAACUAAUUCUGUCACAUUUCCACACCAAAGUUCGUCACCAGGGAAGAAGCCAAACUCAAAUGGAGUUAAGAAUGAAUGGAUUCUGGAUCAUUGGAGGCAGUAAGUCCGUCGCCAAGUUCAUACACAAGUGUGUGCAAUGUCGGAAACUCAGACGACCAGCUGAAGAACAGCGUAUGGCAGAUCUUCCCAGAGAACGUGUUGAGGUUUCCGCUCCAUUCACGUACUGUGGUAUGGACUGUUUCGGGCCAUUUAUUGUGAAGAGAGCUCGUAAGGAGCUUAAGAGAUAUGGCCUAUUAUUCACUUGUCUAUCAUCUCGUGCAGUCCAUAUUGAAAUGAUUGAGGACCUAUCUACAGACUCCUUCAUCAAUGCCCUAAGGUGCUUUAUCAGCCUCCGAGGAGCAGUUCGCAAACUUCAGUGUGACCACGGCACUAACUUUGUUGGAGCUAAAAAUGAAUUCGCAAAAUCACUGAAAGAGAUUGACACCAAUGCCUUAGAGAUCUUUCUUACAGAAAGGCAAUGCGAGUUUGUCUUUAAUGCUCCUUCUGCAAGCCAUGCUGGAGGUGUCUGGGAGCGCCAGAUACGAACUGUGCGAAAUGUACUCAAUGCCACACUUGCUUUAUGCCCAGGCAGGCUUGAUGACGCAUCACUCAGAACGCUGUUCUAUGAAGCAAUGGCCAUUGUAAACAGCCGCCCUCUAACUGUAGAUGGGAUUAAUGAUCCAAAUUCACUCGAACCAUUGACCCCAAACCAUCUGAUAAUGAUGAAGUCUGAUGUUGCUCUUCCACCUCCAGGAAAGUUUGUAAAACAAGAUGUGUAUGCCACUAAAAGAUGGCGCAGAGUUCAAUACAUAAUCGAACAAUUUUGGAGUCGUUGGAAGAAGGAAUACCUUCUCAACAUUGCAGCACGUCAGAAAUGGCAUAUUCCUCGCCGUAACCUUCAAGUGAAUGAUGUUGUAAUCAUCAAAGACGAUAUGCUUCCCAGAGGUCAGUGGCAAUUAGGCCGAGUGGUGGAAACCAGUGAAGGAAGUGAUGGUCUUGUAAGGCGAGUCAAGUUGCAGUUAGGGGAGCGAAAAGAAAAUCAACGCUCCAAGCCUACAGUCAUUGAAAGGCCCAUCCAAAAAUUGGUGGUACUUAUUGAAAAUGAGUAAUCAGCGACUGCUUUGUGAUACCAUUGCAUCAGACCAUGUAAUUAAGUUCUAUAAAACCUAACAUUUUAGACUUCACAUGCAUAUAAACUGUUUGAAGGCGGUCAUAUUGAUGUUCAGAAAUCAUGUUCUGAUUCAUUCACAGUUUGUUCUGUUCUUUCAUCAUCUCAUAAUUGGUGGGAGUGUAAAUGACCGCAAAAAAUAUGUAUGUGUGUGUGUCACUUUAAAUGUGUUGUGUGCGCGCACGCACGCUCUCUACGUAACGUAAGCUGUAACGCAGGUAGAAGAAAGAGGUGCGGACGAGGAGCACAUCGUGGUUCUCACAUGGUGUUUACAAAAGUUUGAAAUAUAUAUUGUAAAAGGUGGAUGCACUUACGUUUUGGUUCAUUUAGUACCCUUUGGCAAGCGGAGCGAGUUUCACGGUGCUACAACACAACGUUUCUCGAAGUCACGGUUAAUGGCGCUCAAAGCGAGCGAAAUAAAGAAGAUUAAGCACCC
Molecule: messenger RNA, 1759 nt
Organism: Cyprinus carpio (common carp)
Lineage: Eukaryota; Metazoa; Chordata; Actinopteri; Cypriniformes; Cyprinidae
Exons: 2
Coding region: 176-1264 (362 amino acids)
Biological process (GO): DNA integration
Molecular function (GO): nucleic acid binding
Source: RefSeq, a predicted model, not a curated record